UUGCCUGUCAAGAUUUGUUGCUAUAUCUGUGUUAAAAAUCCGUCACGACGAAAUUCUAGAAAGUUGUCCAAAAUUUUUUUCGACGAAGUUUAUCCGCCGAAAAUUUACCUGACGAAGUUUUUUAUCUUGCGCCCGCGAUCCCUGCUUGGAUGUUUCUGCGCAUGUACAUCUUUUGGCGGGAAAGACGGUAACAAUUUUGGCGCCAAGAUUGUUGCUUUCCGUCACACAACUCACAGACUUCCUUGUAAUCGUGUUAGAUAAACAGAAACGAAAAUUCAAAGCAUUAAAAUGCUGACUGCUAAUUCCUUGAAAAGUAGCAAGACUGGAAUGCCAAACACAAAAACAGAAAUUAAAACAACCAGCAAUCAUGAUGAACAUCAAUAUCUCAACUUGAUAAAGCAUGUUUUAAGUCAUGGAAAGAAGAAGAAUGAUAGAACCGGGACUGGUACUAUAUCUGUUUUUGGGACCCAAAUGCGAUUCAGUUUGCGAGAAAAUUUCCCAUUGUUAACAACAAAGAGAGUUUUUUGGCGUGGAGUAGCUGAGGAGUUGUUGUGGUUCAUCAAAGGCAGUACAAAUGCAAAAGAGCUUUCAGAAAAGGGUGUCCAUAUCUGGGAUGCGAAUGGAUCAAAAGAGUUUCUGGAAGGACGAGGUCUUGGGCAUAGAGAGGAAGGAGACUUAGGCCCAGUUUAUGGCUUUCAGUGGAGACAUUUUGGUGCCGAAUACUCUGACAUGCACGCAAAUUAUAAAAACAAAGGAAUUGAUCAGUUAGCAGAAGUAAUCAAAUUGAUAAAAAACAAUCCAGAUGAUAGGAGAAUCAUCAUGUCAGCUUGGAACCCUGUUGAUUUACCAAAAAUGGCUUUACCUCCAUGCCAUUCAUUUGUCCAAUUUUAUGUUUGCGAUGGUGAACUUUCUUGUCAAAUGUACCAGAGAUCUGGUGAUAUUGGACUUGGAGUGCCAUUCAACAUUGCCAGCUAUUCUCUGCUCACCUGCAUGAUUGCUCAUGUCUGCAACUUAAAGCCUGGCGAUUUUGUACACACAAUUGGCGAUGCUCAUGUUUACGCAAAUCAUGUCGAUGCAUUGAAAAUUCAGAUCGAGCGUGAGCCGAGACCGUUCCCUACUUUGAAAUUUAAGCGGAAUAUUACAGACAUUGAUGAUUUCAAAUUUGAAGACUUUGAACUCGAGGGAUACAAACCACAUCCAAAAAUUAAAAUGGAGAUGGCAGUUUAAUGGAAAAAAUCUUGAAUGACAACCAUAUGGGUCUUGUUGUUCUCUAACACCAGCCUAUAUGUCCCCAUAGUUUGGUUCUCAAAGACACACCCUGUCAUUUUGUUAUCUGUUCUCUAAUUGAUAUGAACAUUUAUAAACAAAAAAAUACUCGGUGUUUUAUCAAAUAUUUUUGUACCUGUGAACUGUUUGUAUAUAUUUACAAUUGUGUGACGUAUUGUAAUCUUAUAAUUCUUGUAAUAUUUUUUAGCUAAUUAGUUCAGCAAAUA
Messenger RNA from Rhopilema esculentum, 1493 nucleotides. Its product is annotated as thymidylate synthase. Gene Ontology annotation, molecular function: thymidylate synthase activity. Gene Ontology annotation, biological process: dTMP biosynthetic process. Lineage: Eukaryota; Metazoa; Cnidaria; Scyphozoa; Rhizostomeae; Rhizostomatidae. The record is from RefSeq and is a predicted model, not a curated record. Gene Ontology annotation, cellular component: mitochondrion; cytosol.